UACGACUACAUCAUUGUCGGAGGUGGUGUAUCAGGCUUGGUAGUCGCAAACAGACUAUCCGAAAGGUCUCAGAAAAGCGUUCUUGUCCUCGAGUAUGGAUACAAUGACAACUCAACCAAAACCCUGUGGCCAUACUACGGCACUGGCUACAAUGAUCCUGACAUGUUCGAGAUCAACUCGGCCCCUCAGGAGAACCUUCAGAAUCAGACCUUCGUGGCUUAUGCAGGCAAAGUUCUUGGAGGUGGUUCUAUCGUGAACGGUAUGGGAUAUGACCGUGGCACUCAACCUGAUUAUGAUGCUUGGGGUGAGCUCGGUAACGAUGGUUGGAACUGGAGUAAUCUGCUCACCUACUUCAAGAAAAGCAGUACCUUCACCCCGAACAAGCAGGGUACUCUCGACAAGUACAACUACACCUACGACCUUUCAGCCUAUGGUAGCGGACCUGUUCAAGUCUCUCUUCCCGAGUGGCAAUACCCUGAGAUGCCUACUUUCUGGGAUGCCAUGGACGAGAUGAACAUCAACAAAGUGCAAGAAGGUGCUCUCGGUGAGCCUGGUAGCUUCUGGGUUGCUGCCACUACCGACCCAAAGUACCAGACGAGAUCUUCUGCUCGCACGGCCUACUACGACCCUAUCGCCUCUCGUUCCAACCUAAAGGUUGUUACCGGUGUUCAGGUCCAGGAAAUCGUCUUCUCUACUCUGACUGCCAAGGGUGUCAAGUUACUUGACAGAGAUACUGGAAAGACAUAUACCGCUUAUGCUGACAUGGAACUCAUCCUCGCCGCCGGUGCUAUUCACACUCCUCAGAUUUUGCAGCUUAGCGGCGUCGGUCCCGCCAGCGUACUCAAGGCUGCUGGAGUUAAGGUCAAGGUUGAUCUUCCUGGUGUCGGCAACAACUUCCAGGAUCAUCCUACAGCGUACUUGAUGUACAACUUCAAUAACGACACGAUCCCCAACACCAACUCUUUGACAAACAACGCUACUUUCAACGCCACCUCUUACGACGAGUACGUUACCAACAAGACCGGACCUUAUACUCAGGCUCAUGGUAACGGUGCUGCCUUCCUGCCUCUUACGAAGAUCGCUCCCGACUUUUACGAGUCGAUUGUGGAGAAGCUUGGAGCCCAGAACGCCACUGCCUACCUCCCUGAGAUGUACUCUGCUUACCCUGAAUUGGUCGCCGGCUACGAAGCACAACGCAAGAUUCAGAUUGAGCAAUUCAGCUCUGAUGCCGCUUCCAUGUACGAAUUUUCAUUCCAGGGUGGUGGUUUCGCUAUCACUGCUCUCCAGAAGCCUACCAGUAGAGGUACUGUCUACAUCGAUCCUACCAACCCCAGUGGUGAACCAAUCGUGGACUACCACGGUCUUCAGAACCCUGUUGAUAUGGAUCUUCUGCUUGCCAGUAUCCGCUACACUCGUCAGAUCUACAACACUUCUGCACUUUCUGUCUUUGAGCCUGUCGAAAUUGCUCCUGGUGCACAAUUCCAGACUGAUGACGAACUCAAGGCACAGAUUGCUUCUGGUCUUGUUUAUCCCACCUUCGCCCAUCCUGCAUCCAGUUGUGCCAUGAUGCCCAGAAACAUGGGUGGUGUUGUCGACUCUGGCCUGCAGGUUUAUGGCAUCAAGAAGGUCACCAUCGUCGACGCUUCCAUCAUGCCUAUGAUCCCCGGUACCCAUCUUCAAGCAACUGUCUACGCUGUCGCUGAGAAGGCUGCCGAUAUUAUUAAGGCCAGACAUGGCGCUUAGAUUGUUUUCUCUCAUAUGCUGUGCGGCUGGAGCACAUAUUUCCGCUUCUCUGAACCAAUAAUAUAGCUCUUUUGCAAUUCGCACUCUUUUAAUGAUCUGAGGAACAUGUUUCGAAAAGAUUGGGAUAUUAUCUAGACAGCUGAGUAGACAUGGUCUUGAGUGUCCACUACGAGUCUCCAAUUAGGGCACAUCAAUCAAAUUCGAACUCUUCCAAGCG
Molecule: messenger RNA, 1960 nt
Organism: Aureobasidium subglaciale EXF-2481
Lineage: Eukaryota; Fungi; Ascomycota; Dothideomycetes; Dothideales; Saccotheciaceae
Product: GMC oxidoreductase
Exons: 3
Coding region: 163-1743 (526 amino acids)
Biological process (GO): secondary metabolite biosynthetic process
Molecular function (GO): flavin adenine dinucleotide binding; oxidoreductase activity, acting on CH-OH group of donors
Source: RefSeq, a predicted model, not a curated record